Penicillium samsonianum is the source of this 3849-nucleotide messenger RNA. Its product is annotated as EF hand domain protein. NCBI's taxonomy places the organism in Eukaryota, Fungi, Ascomycota, Eurotiomycetes, Eurotiales, Aspergillaceae. Gene Ontology annotation, biological process: endosomal transport; endocytosis. Gene Ontology annotation, cellular component: plasma membrane; cytoplasm. The transcript has 6 exons. The record is from RefSeq and is a predicted model, not a curated record. Bases 1 to 3849 code for a protein of 1282 amino acids. Gene Ontology annotation, molecular function: protein binding; calcium ion binding.
AUGGCUGAUACCGCACAACGACACCCGAAUCUUCACCUCACACCUGAGGAAAAGCGCGUUUUCUUCCAGCUUUUCCAGGCUGCUGAUACCACCAACCUCGGCGUCAUCACUGGUGAAAUCGCCGUUCCAUUCUUUGAGAAGACUCACCUAUCCCCUGAUACUCUCGGACUGAUAUGGCAAAUUGCGGAUAAAGAGAACAGGGGUCUCCUGACCCCGUCUGGCUUCGGUAUUGUUCUGCGGUUAAUUGGACAUGCCCAAGCUGGCCGUGCACCCUCCGAUGAAUUGGCUCUACAAUCUGGCCCCCUGCCUCGUUUUGACGGAAUUGUCGUCGACACAACGGCGAGCAUCCCGGAAUCGGGAACCAAAAGCCCUCCACCUGGAGCGGCUGGACCUAUUCGUGUUCCUCCACUUCAGCCGGAUGACGCCAACAAAUUCGUCUCCCUCUUCGAGAAGUCGGACGUCAAGAAUGGGAUGAUCUCAGGCGAAAUCGCAAAACAGAUAUUCGAACGCGCCCGUCUCCCAAAUGAGGUUCUGGGUCGUAUCUGGUUUUUGUCUGACACUAAGCAGCGAGGUGCCUUGGAUGCCACCGAGUUUACCAUUGCCAUGCAUCUCCUGACGUCUUAUAAAUCUGGCGCCCUGCGCAGUAUUCCAGCGACACUCCCACCUGGUCUGUACGACGCGGCAGCUCGAAGGGGAUCCGCCGCACGGGGGUCUUUUGGCUCGAGACCCGAGGUGCCCCCCAUCCCGGCCAUUCCCCAGCAAUUUACUGGACCUCAGCGAACCACAAGCCCUAUGAACCAAGCCAACCGCUCGCCUUUUGUAGGCUCUCUUUCCGCCCAGGCCACCGGGGGUGACUGGUUGAUUACCCCACAAGAGAAGGCCCAGUUUGAUAGCAUUUUCGAGACUGUUGAUACAGCCAAGUUGGGACUCAUUACUGGAGAUCAAGCUGUCGCUUUCUUCAUGAAGGCUCAGCUCCCUGAAGAAACGCUUGCUCAAAUCUGGGACCUUGCGGAUAUCGACGCAGAUGGCCAGCUGAGCCGGGAAGAAUUUGCCGUGGCUAUGUACUUGGUGAGAUUGCAGCGUAGCGGUAAGGAGCAGCUUCCACAAGUGGUCCCGCCCGCGCUCAUCCCGCCCAACAUGCGCCGCCAAGUGCCGGCACCAAUGGCAACCCCCGCACCUCCCCCGGCGCCCGCCCCCGCAGUGCGGACAGCUGCCGAUGAUUUGUUCGGCCUCGAUUCGCCCGCGCUGCCAUUCGCCCAGCCUCAGAUGCCUCAGUCCACAGGUGGCUCCAGUAGUGCUUUCCAAACACCAGGCUCGCCUUCCUCCAGAGCAUCCCCUCAGACGGCAUCGCACACCUUCAAGCCUUUUGUUCCAACUUCUACAUUUGGCCAAAGCUUGCAGCCACAGAUCACUGGUGCAUCAGCCGGAACCCCGACAGCAGUUCGCUCACCCCCGCCUCCUUCGGAUGAUCUCCUUGGUGACAAUGAUCCCGAAGAAUCUAAUAAAUUGACCAAUGAGACUACUGAGCUCGCGAACUUGUCCAACCAAAUCGGUUCUCUGGCCAAGGAAAUGCACACUGUGCAGGAGAAGAGGACCUCUGCUGAACAAAAUAUUACACAAACUUCGCAGCAGAAGCGUGACUUUGAGGCACGUCUUGCGCAAGCACGGUCAAUGUACGAGCAAGAGGUUACCAAUUUCAAGGCGCUUGAGGAGCGCCUUAAGUCAUCCAAGGCAGAGACGCAGAAACUGCAGCAGCAAUAUGCAUUGCUGGACGGCAGCCGCCAAGAUCUGCACAACCAAUACACGCAAGUUUCGACAGCCUUGGCUACCGAUGAGCAGGAGAAUGCCAGCCUGAAGGAGAAGAUCCGCCAGGCCAAUGCCGAAGUUGCCCAGCUCAAGCCGGCACUAGAGAAGGCGCGAUCUAGUGCGCGCCAACAGAAGGGUCUUGUUGCCAUUAACAAAAAGCAAUUAGCUACCGUCGAAGGCGAACGGGACAAGCUCCAGGGUGAAAUUGACGGUCUGGCUAGUGAGACCCCACAGUACUCCGAGGAGUCUGCGACACCGGCCGGCAGUGUGGCCGAGGUUGUAAGCCCUACUGCCUCUACGGCAAGCCAAAACACAAACCCGUUCUUCCGUCGAACAGGUAGCUCGAGUGAACAGGCACGGUCCCCCGAUGUCUCAAAUGACCAGCAAAGAGCAUUUGACAGCCUCUUCGGACAGUCAUUCGCAGCUGCCCCAGCUGCCCCUGCUGCCCCUGCUGCCGGACCACCACCCACUUCGUUCCGCUCCGAGUCGCCACAAGUUGCGGUUGCAUCUCCUAUUACCUCUGUUGUUACGACUCCAUCAGUCUCUCCUCCCCCUGGCACUUUGCCUGGUGCAUUCCCUGCUGGGCCCUUCUCUGAGCCACCGCCUGCGAGCCAGUCCCGACAACUGACCCCGAACUUCCUGCAGUUCAACGAUAAUCAGUCUUUGACUUCGUCUACUAUGGUCUCGCCUCCCGCAAGUCGAUUCGGCGGCCCUGAAACCUCUGGAUUCGGUACGCCUUCUCUGGCGGGUACCAGUGACUAUGGGCCUCAAUCAGUGGCAGAAUCUAGCGACUACAGUCGUGUACCGACAACUCUUGAAGGUACUCCGGUACGGUCUCCGUUUGAGGAGGAAGGGCAAGACACCUCGGCUAGGUUCCCUGAGGUUCCAGCCGCAACUGCUCAGCAGCCCGAGGCUGCAACCUCCCCUCUCGCCAGUGAGAGCCAGGUCGAAGGCAGCAAGGACCUAAGCUUCGAUGAACUGUUUGGCAGCAAGGCACACAAACGGUCAGAAUCUCAGCAAGGAAACGACUUUGAGGAGGCAUUUGCUUCUAUGAAGCAUGUACCUGGAGCUGAGCAUACAAACGGAGCUACAUCAGCCCGUCCAUCUGAAUUCCCACCGAUUCAAGAGCUACACCAUGACGAUGAAGAAGAUGAGAGCUCCGACGACGAGGCCGCUCUGGGAUUCGAUGACAACUUCACGCCUCCCGCACCAAAUACCAAAAAGGAGACCCAGCAGGAUUCCAUUGACGCUGCUCAACUGGCUGCUUUCCCUGUCCCGGGAACCUCAAACAAGCCCCCGUCUCCUGGGGCACUACAAAGCCCUCCAGAGUAUGAAGCUCCGAAAGAAGAUAACGUUCAUCUUCCUCCUCAAUUCAAUGGCCUUUUGCCCGAGCGCGUCGAUCCCACCGUGGCACCGGAUGCGCCUCAUUCAGUGGAGCACACCACUGGUGCGCCAGUCGUAAGCAAUGAGACCCAACGGGAUUCUAUCUCGGAUGCUGCCAUCCCACCCGGUGGAGCGAAGGUGGGAGGACCGGACUUCGAGGCAGCCUUCGCGGGAAUGAACCUUGCGCCCGCGACCGAAGCCGAUGACGAUGACGAGGACGAGCCACAGAGUCAUGAAGCCAAAAACACGACUGACUUUGAUUUCUCUUUCGAUUCUCCGUCCCAGAAGCAGCAAGCUAUCUCCGGUGCCGAUGUUGAUCAAUCCAGCUCCUCUCAGUUUUUCGCUUUCGACAACAACGUCCAUGCAUCCGCCGCCCCGCCUGUUGGAUCGCCCAACGAAGGAGAACCCAAGCCGGCUGCGCAUGAAUGGGACGCGCUAUUUGCGCCUCUUGACAACUCCAAGCCCGACACGGGCGAAGACUCGAACGAAGAGAAAUCCAAGAAGCCUGGAUGGGCUCUGAACAACGACACUGGCGAAGAUGACCUGAUCCUUCAGCGGCUGACCGGCAUGGGCUUCACACGGGAUGAGUCCUUGGAUGCCUUGGAGAAAUAUGAUUACAACCUUGACAAGGCUGCGGACCACUUGACUUCGAAGACUUGA